Molecule: messenger RNA, 1876 nt
Organism: Daphnia pulex (common water flea)
Lineage: Eukaryota; Metazoa; Arthropoda; Branchiopoda; Diplostraca; Daphniidae
Product: C-terminal-binding protein-like
Exons: 9
Coding region: 639-1733 (364 amino acids)
Molecular function (GO): oxidoreductase activity, acting on the CH-OH group of donors, NAD or NADP as acceptor; transcription corepressor activity; NAD binding
Source: RefSeq, a predicted model, not a curated record
UUUUCAGUAGUGAACCAGUGAACCUCUUCGCUAAUUUUUAAUGGACGACUUGGGCGUGGCCAUACAUUACACAGCCCACUUGACAGUCGACAUUCGUGCAGGCAGACAGACGUCGUCAAUCAGCCUUGAAUCAGCUGAAGAAGAAUCGAAAACAGUGCACGACCAACCACCCAAAGCAAAGAAGAUAAUGGAUUCCAAUAUGAGAGCUGAGGAAGAAAGCAGCACACCUAAAUGUGAGGAACAUGGUAAUCCCCCAUCAAAGAAAAGGAAGAUUUAAACCGACUCGUCUUUCGGAGCAGUUGCUACUGCUGCUGCUGCUCCUGUCGACAUGUACAAGCGCAAGUGCAAGUUGAUGAUGCCGAUGCCCGAACGGCCGUGGCUGAUUCGUGCCGUCAGAACAGGACCAUCUAACGUCUGUCAUCCAGAAUCUUAGAAAAUUAAGGAUAAAUGAGAUGCACAGGAAGACGUGAGAUCCGUUAUCAUGAAACAAGUUUGUACCCGGUUGUACCGGCAGCUAUAUAGUUACAUCAAACCAACAGUUUUUCUCUUCUCUUCGAGUGCAAAGGCGAGGAAGAUAGGGACCCCUUCAUAGCCGGCCGUUGGUGGUGCUACUGGAUGGCAGGGAUUGUUCCAUCGAGAUGCCCGCACUCAAAGAUGUUGCUACAGUGGCCUUUUGUGAUGCCAAAAGUAUUUACGAAAUCCAUGAAAAGGUUUUAAAUGAAGCUGUUGGAGCUCUUAUGUGGCACACAAUCACGUUGACCAAAGAAGAUCUGGAGAAGUUCAAGGUGCUACGAGUAAUUGUUCGUAUUGGAAGUGGUGUUGAUAAUAUCGAUGCUAAAGCUGCUGGCGAAUUGGGAAUCGCUGUUUGUAAUGUGCCCGAUUAUGGUGUGGAAGAAGUGGCCGAUUCGACGCUAUGUUUGAUCCGGAAUCUCUAUCGACGUACCUACUGGCUAGCUAAUAUGGUUCGUGAAGGCAAGAAAUUCACUGGCCCCGAACACGCCCGCAAAGCUGCUCAAGGAUGCGACAGAAUCGGAGACGAUACACUCGGCAUCGUCGGAUUAGGUCGGAUCGGAUCAGCUGUAGGCUCGCGGGCUAAAGCCUUUGGAUUCAACGUCAUUUUUUAUGACCCUUAUCUCCCUGACGGUAUCGAAAGCUCUUUGGAACUGACCCGGGUCUACACCCUACAGGAUUUGCUUUUCCAAUCAGAUUGUGUGUCUCUCCACUGCACCCUGAAUGAGCACAACCACCAUUUGAUCAAUGAAUACACCAUCAAACAGAUGAAACCAGGCGCCUUUUUAGUCAACACGGCUCGAGGCGGCCUCGUCGACGAAUUUGCUUUGGCUCAGGCUCUUAAAUUCAGAAACAUUAGAGCGGCCGCUCUCGAUGUUGAAGCCUACAACGUGUUCCAAGGUCCUUUGAAAGAAGUUGCCAAUUUGAUUUGCACUCCACACGCCUCUUUCUACUCGGACGUGGCCUCGACCAAUCUCCGGGAAAUGGCAGCAGCGGAAAUCCGCCGGGCUAUCGUUGGUCGCAUCCCCGAUUCUUUGCGUAACUGCGUCAACAAGGAAUAUUUUCUCGUAUCAGGACCCACAUCGUCUGCCUAUGAAACUUUGGGUGCUCCUGGGAGCGGACCCGGAGGUCUUCCCUCUCUUCUGGCUGGAUUGAAUGGUACCAUUCCAGGCGUACCUAUUCAACCGGCCCAUAAUUCCGCUCCUGUUGGUCCGUCAUUGUGACAUGGCAUGACUAACUAUACAUUUUUGUCCAUGGCAUUAAAAUAUAAAAGGUAUUAAAAAGGAGUAAUAUAUAAUAUGAGGAGUCAAUUUUAAUUAUGUACAUUUAAAAAGGAGUAACAUAUAAUACAUUCUUAUCGCACUAA